AUGGCUGGACUCGAGCCCGACCGCGCCAUCCCCAUCGGCGUCGCCGAGGCCGCGAAAGACGAGGUCGAGUUUGAGAAGAAGGGCAUCCGCCACUCCGAGUCCGACUCUGGUUACGAGGUCGACCAUGCCCACGAGGGCCUCGAGUUCCCGACCGAGGAAGAGAAGCUCACCCUCCGCCGCGUGUCCGACUCUCUUCCCUGGGCUGCCUACAUGAUCGCCACCGUCGAGCUCGCCGAGCGCUUCUCGUACUACGGCUCCACCGUCGUCUUCACCAACUUCAUCCAGCAACCCCUCCCCUCCGGCACACCCGACGACCCUGGCAACCACCGCACGGGCGCCGGCGGCGCUCACGGCCAGUCUGGUGCGCUCGGCCUCGGCCAACGCGCCUCCACCGGUCUCACCACCUUCAACUCCUUCUGGGUGUACGUUAUCCCGCUCUUCGGCGCCUACAUCGCGGACACCUACUGGGGACGCUUCAAGACCGUCUGCGUCGCGGUCGGCAUCGCCAUGUUCGGCCACGUCCUCCUCAUCAUCUCCGCCGUUCCCGGCGUCAUCGAGCACUCGAACGGCGCUCUCGCCUGCUUCGUCAUCGCGAUCGUCAUCAUGGGCCUCGGCACCGGCGGUUUCAAAUCCAACAUCUCGCCCCUCGUCGCCGAGCAAUACAAGCGCAGCAAGCUUUUCAUCUCCACCACCGCCGCCGGCGAGCGCGUCAUCGUCGACCCGGUGCUCACCACCUCCCGCAUCUACAUGUACUUCUACCUCUUCACCAACAUCGGCGCCCUCAUCGGCCAGAUCGGCAUGACCUACUCUGAAAAAUACGUCGGCUUCUGGCUCGCGUACAUGCUCCCGACCGUCGUCUUCUUCCUCUGCCCGCUCGUCCUCUUCUUUGGCAGGAACCGGUACACGCGCUCCCCGCCCACCGGCUCCAUCCUCGGAACCGCCCUUCGCCUCUGGCGCUACGCCGCCCGCGGCCGCUGGUCCUGGAACCCCGUCCGCCUCGUUCGCAACCUCACCGCGCCCGACUUCUGGGACUCCGCCAAGCCGUCCAAGAUUCAGGGCGAGCGCCCGUCCUGGAUGACUUUCGACGACGUCUGGGUCGACGAGGUCAAGCGCGGCCUCAAGGCCUGCACCGUCUUCCUCUGGUACCCCAUCUACUGGCUCACCUACAACCAGCUCAACAACAACCUCACCUCCCAAGCCGCCACGAUGCAGACCCACGGCCUCCCCAACGACGUCCUCUCCAACCUCGACCCCUUCGCGCUCAUCAUCCUCAUCCCCAUCUGCGACAUCUUCAUCUACCCCGCCCUUCGCCGCGUCGGCAUCCACUUCACGCCCAUCAAGAAGAUCACCCUCGGCUUCUUCACCGGCGCCGCCGCCAUGAUCUGGGCCGCGGUCCUCCAGCACUACAUCUACAAGAAGAACCCGUGCGGAUACCACGCCAGCGCCUGCGACGAAGUCGCGCCCAUCAACGUCUGGGCCCAAACCGGCGCCUACGUCCUCAUCGCCAUCUCGGAAAUCCUCGCCUCCAUUACCGGGCUCGAGUACGCGUUCACGAAGGCACCGAAGAACAUGCGCUCGCUCGUCAUGUCCGUCUAUCUCUUCAUGUCCGCCAUCUCGUCCGCCUUGGGCGAAGCUUUCGUCUCGCUCUCGGCCGACCCGCUGUUGGUAUGGAACUACGGCGUCAUGGCCGUUCUUGCUGGUGUAGCUGGCAUCGUGUUCUGGUUCGCCCACCGCCACCUCGACGCCGCCGAGGACGAGCUGAACGCGAUCGACGAGGGUCACGUCGAGAAGCACUAA
Messenger RNA from Punctularia strigosozonata HHB-11173 SS5, 1797 nucleotides. RefSeq names its product PTR2-domain-containing protein. Gene Ontology annotation, biological process: oligopeptide transport; transmembrane transport. The coding region runs from base 1 to 1797 and encodes 598 amino acids. The record is from RefSeq and is a predicted model, not a curated record. Gene Ontology annotation, cellular component: membrane. Lineage: Eukaryota; Fungi; Basidiomycota; Agaricomycetes; Corticiales; Punctulariaceae. The transcript has 2 exons. Gene Ontology annotation, molecular function: dipeptide transmembrane transporter activity.